Wasmannia auropunctata (little fire ant) is the source of this 354-nucleotide messenger RNA. RefSeq lists its product as uncharacterized. The record is from RefSeq and is a predicted model, not a curated record. NCBI's taxonomy places the organism in Eukaryota, Metazoa, Arthropoda, Insecta, Hymenoptera, Formicidae. Bases 1 to 354 code for a protein of 117 amino acids. The transcript has 2 exons.
AUGAAUAAUGCGGUAUUUGGCCAAUCCAUGGAAAAUGUGCACAAUCACGUCGAUGUGCGGCUUUUAACGAAAUGGGAAGAUAGAUUUGAUGCUGAGGCGAUGAUCGCAAAACCGAAUUUUCAUAGUCGUAGCGUCUUUUCGGAGAAUCUGGUCGCGGUAGAAAUGCGCAAACUCGAGGUCAAGUUUAACAAACCAAUCUACGUGGGUAUGUACGGUCCAUGCAUGCUUACUCAGCACAUCGAUAACGAUGAGAAUGUAGUGGUAACCUCUGUUGAAUCGCGUGUAAGGACGCAUCUCGACCACAUCCGCCUGCCACAGGUUAUCGUAUCCGCAAACUAUGACGCGUCUUUGUGA